AUGAGAAAUCUUACAGCUGUUAAAAAUAUUCGUGAAGAGAGUGCAACAAGUAUGCCUGCAGAUUUUUCAAAUAAUCUUAAAUCUUUACAAAACUUCAACUCUGUUGGGUGUCCCUAUACAUCAGUUGUCCCAUUCUUUAACGGAUCUACUGUUGAUCUGGUGGAUAUUUACCGAUUGGAACAUCUUGCAAUUGAUUCAUCACUUUAUUUACCAAUGUUACGACAAUUGUCUGUUGAUCUCACCCUCCCAGCUCCAGAGACAUUCACUUUUGAAUCGUCAUCAUUUCCACAAUUAAAUUAUCUUGACAUAGUAAAUGAUGGUCAAAUCCCAACCAUCAUUAUAAAUACAUCCUUAACUCUCAUCUCUGUAAAGAAUACAAUUGUAACAAAUUAUUUCCCAUCCAAUGUUAGAGCAUAUCAACAAUCAACUAUAACUGAAAAUUUAAAUCAAUAUGUUGGGUUGGAAUCUUUGACAAUUAUAGAUUCUUCAGAUACAUCACCUUUGACAUAUUACCCUCCCAAUUUAAAAAGUAUGAUCUACCCAAUUGACAAGUUUACAACUUUUCCAACUACUCCACUAGGAUCUAAAACAACCACUUUUGGUUUACAAUUUAGUAACUAUGUAGGAGAAGUACCUUGGAACUUAUUUUCCGGUUUCGAUAAUCUUGUUGUACUUCUUGAUCAAAGUAAAGGAAUCAGUGGAGUUGUUCCAGAGUCAUUUUGUUCAAACAAAUUGCUCAUCAAGGGUACUAGUAUCUCAAGUGUACCAGAUUGUUAUUGGUGUUUUGUUAAAGAUCCAACUGUAUUCCAAACAUCACUUACCAUUUCGCCAACUUUUAGUUGUAACAUGACAAUUGAUAAUUUUGAUAUAAUUACAGUAGGAGGAAAUGGUAUUUUGAAAGGUAAUUUGAUAGGUUGGGGUAACAUUGGUAGUGGUUAUGUUCUAAGUCCUAAAAUUGCAAACAAAGAGUUAUUAUUUACAAAGAAUUCAGCAGCUUAUGGAGUUAAAACACCAAUAACCUUACAAUUAAAUCCGUAUUAUUCACAAUAUAUUUUUAAUAAUUUUACCUAUCUAGAGGUACAAUUCCAAGUAUCAACCUAUACAAUGAUACAGGUGCCAAUGGGAAUCUAUAGAUUCUCUAUUACAUUUUUACAAGAUAUGCAACAAUCUAUUCCAUAUCUAACACAUUCGAUCCUAUUCAACAACAAGACUGGGUCAUGUAAUAUUGUAAAUAUUGUAGGCAGUACGAUUGAAUGUGAUCUUGCAGCUCCACUUUAUCGUUCAAAAACAAAUGAUGUAUUCUUGUCAAAUGGUUUUUUUAAUCUUUCAAAUAAUUAUCCUCUACCUACUACCACCUAUCCAUACAUUCAAUCAACUUUUGAAAUCAUGGUGCAAGUCGGAACAGAGCUUGCCUUUUCCGGAGUAUUUGGUCCAGCUGCCGAAUCGGCACUCAUCUACAUUGAUGGCAAUGCUACCAAUUGUAUCAACUCUGGUGUAUCUACAAGUGGACAUAUUACUUGUCGUACAACAAGUAAUAUUAAUGGUGGACCUACAAAUGUGACCAUUUGGACAAUAGAUGGUUUUGCAAGUCCCACAUUUACACCAAAUUAUCAAUCUCCAAGAACCAACUGUCAACAAACUACCUCUAAUUGUUCUGGUAAUGGCGUUUGUAAUAUUAAUGGUCAAUGUGAUUGUAAUAAUGGUUAUUAUUUAAAUGAUUGUACAAAUAGAUAUCCAAUUAUUUCAUCUGGAUCAGUUGAUUUGAAUGAUACAAGAUUAAUUAGUUUAUUUGGUGAUUUUGGACCAUUUGGUCAAACAAAUGCAACAGUAUUUGCAAAUAAUACUUUAAAUUGUUUGGUUACUUUUAAAUCACAACAAUCUAUUAAUUGUACUUUGCCAUCUAUUCCAUCGGUUGGAUUAUUAUCAUUUACAGUUCAAGUAGAUUCUAUUACUCCAACCAUUGCAAAGGAUUUAAUUUAUAUUUAUCCAAAUAAUAAUAAUAAUAAUACUGGAGGUAACAGCAAAGAACAAUGUGAAAAGGAAACUUUCAAUUGUCAUGGUCAUGGUGUUUGUGAUGAUAAUGGAGUAUGUCAAUGUUAUCCUGAUUAUCAAGUUGAUGAUAAUUGUUUAACAAAAAUAAUCAACAAUACCAAUCAACCAAACAAUACUGCGCCAACACCCUCAUUUAAUAUUGAUGGUUUAUCAUUUCAAUUUGAAAUGAUUGCAAUUCACCAAAUAGAUAUUGAUAAUCAAAUAGUAUUUGAAUUAUUGACAAAUAAUUGGAUUUCAAAUAUUACAAAUAAUACUGAUACAACUAUUGUCAAUUAUCAAUUAAACAAAACACUCGACAACAACAAUAAUAAUGCUACAACCAUCACAUCAACUAUAUCAUUUUCAACAAAACCAAGAAAUAUUCCAUUUGGAUCACAAUCACUUCAAAUCAAAGCCAAUUCAAUUAAAUUGGCAGUUAAUAUUAGUCAAUGGAAUUAUCAAUCAGCUUUAUCAACACUAAGAGUUUUAUUUAAAACAACAAUCAAUAAUAAUCAAAGUGUAGAAUAUGAUUGUCAAGAAGAAGAGAUUCAAAGUUUAACAUUUGAUCAAAUAUCAGACUCUAUUCAAUAUCUCAGAGUUGUCAAAGAUAAUAUUCAAUUUACAGGUAGAUUUGUAGAUUAUGUAUUAUCAAAUGGAAGAGAUGCAUUCUCUAAAACAUACCUAAUCAAUCAAACCAAUGAUAUUGAUAAUUCAAAACAAUCAAAUAUAAUCAUUGGAAUUGGUAUGCCUCAAUGUCAAUCAUGUAUAUUAGAUCCAGAUUUUACACCAUUAUUAAUCGAUAAGAGUAAUGAUGGUGGAUGUGACAAGAAAUCAAAUACAUGGAAAAUAAUUGUUGGUGUUGUUAUUGGUGGUGUUGCUUUGAUUGCUAUAUCAGUGGCAUCAAUUAUGCAUUUCAAGAAAAAGAAAUUAUUCAAUAGACAACAAAAAGCAAUGAGCGCUACACUAAAAGCAAUGAAAUAA
This is a messenger RNA of Cavenderia fasciculata, 3012 nucleotides long. RefSeq lists its product as uncharacterized. The record is from RefSeq and is a predicted model, not a curated record. The transcript has 9 exons. Bases 1 to 3012 code for a protein of 1003 amino acids. NCBI's taxonomy places the organism in Eukaryota, Evosea, Eumycetozoa, Acytosteliales, Cavenderiaceae.